This is a messenger RNA of Sorex fumeus (smoky shrew), 465 nucleotides long. RefSeq names its product chromosome unknown C19orf53 homolog (gene CUNH19orf53). NCBI's taxonomy places the organism in Eukaryota, Metazoa, Chordata, Mammalia, Eulipotyphla, Soricidae. The coding region runs from base 39 to 314 and encodes 91 amino acids. The record is from RefSeq and is a predicted model, not a curated record. The transcript has 3 exons.
CCGCUUCCGGCCCCACCUUUUCCGGCGCCUGCGCUACCAUGGCGCAGGGGCAGCGCAAGUUCCAGGCGCGAAAGCCCGGAAAGAGCAAGAGCGCGGCCGCCGCGGAUCGCACCCGUGGCCCAAAGAAAGGCGGUCGUGUCAUUGCCCCUAAGAAGGCGCGCGUGGUCCAGCAGCAGAAGCUCAAGAAAGACCUGGAGGUGGGGAUCCGGAAGAAGAUCGAGCACGAGCUGACGAUGAAGGCCAGCUCCAGCCUGCCCAAGAAGCUGGCACUGCUAAAGGGAAUGCCCGGCAAGAAGAAGGGGGCGUCCUCCUGACCACCACCCUGCUGCACCUCAGCAGACACGGACUCCCCAAAGCUGCAGACCAUACCCCUAAGCCCAGCCCAGCUUAGCCACUCUGGGGAGUGGCACGGGUACAUUCUGUGCCCCCCCCCCCCGAUUCUCAAUAAACCCCCUUUUUCAUUCC